AUGGCCGCUGUCCCAAGGCCCAGAACACAACGACAUCGCAUUGAUACCGAGACAUCGUGGUUGUUCCUGGAAGACGAGACAACCGAGGCGCGCUUGUUGGUGUCAGUAGCCAAAGUAUUGGGCAUCAGCACUGACGACGUUCGAGUGGAUGUGUCAUUCUGUGACUUGGGAGGAAACGAACAAAGUGCGAUUGAGCUUCAUAAGGCCUGUCUGGAUGCUGGCCUGGACGUGGCAGUGAAAGACAUCCUGCGCUGUUCGAGUCUCUCAGAGCUUCAGACAUGCAUUACGCCCCUUGUCCAAACCGACGCUGUCAGACCUGUCAUUCAGCCAACCAGGCCUGUGCCAAACAUUCCCAAGGAGGGAGCUCAGGUUACGUCUAUUCGCAGCCCAGGCGGAAUGUCAGAUACCAGUGUUGAAAGGACUGAAAUAGAGCUUGCCCUCGGGCCGCAACCCGAGAUCGGCAGGAUAGCCACAGUCCGACCAAAGGCCGGACUGCUGGAAGGGAAGUUGGUGGCCUUACUAACCCUUCUAAGCGUGGAGCCGACCCCUCAGGACGGUGUGUCAACAAUUCAUCUCGUCCCUCACUCUCAUGCUAUUCUUUCCAGCACCCUAAUAUUGCACCUCAAAGAAGUAGCGGCCAGUCGGCUACCCCAAGAUGCGAUACCUGACGCAUGGAUCGUGUUAGAGUCUAUGCCGCUCACUGAUGACGGCAAGAUUAAUAUGCGGCUUCUGAGGACGUGGGUACAGAACAUCAACGAAGACGUCUAUCAUCGGGCGCGGAGCCUGGAGCAACAGGACGUGUUCCAACCCCCGCAGACAGAUAUGGAGCAUCUAAUCCAUAGGCUGGCUAGCAAAGUGUUGAGCAUUCCAAGCAGCCGGAUUGGUGUCAACUUCAGUUUCUGCCAGCUCGGAGGGAACGAACAAUCGGCUCAAGAUUUCGUUAGCUUAUGCAGACUCGAACCUCUACACCUGACUCUCCCCGAAGUUCUCAGCUCCAUGACGCUCUCAGAACUGGCCGCAAUGGCUGCCGCGCGAAGCAAUCUCGAGCACGAGUGGAACGAGCCCAACUUGGAUUGUUUCGGGCUGUCGCCCAUGCAGCAUCUGUACUUCGAGACAAAUUGGGGUGGGGAUCGGCUUCUUCGAGCUGCUCGUGACGGUACCUAUCGCUUCAACCAGAGUCUUCUGCUCCGGGUCAAACAACCAGUCACAUAUGAGGCCAUUUCGUCCGCUAUCAGAACCCUUGUAAGCCAUCAUCCAAUGCUGAGGGCACGAUUCAGAUGUGGUCGCCAGGGAUGGGCGCAACGGAUUCUUCCAGAGGUUACUGGUUCGUACCAGUUGCUGUUCCAUAGCGGCAUCCGAACGUCAGAGGAUCUGGAGGAAAUCAUCGAACAGACACAACUAGCAAUUGAUAUUGAGAUGGGACCAGUCUUUGCGGCCAAUUACAUCAUGACCGAUGAUGGCGAUCAAUUGAUAUAUCUUAUCGCACACCACCUGGUUGUUGACCUUUGGUCCUGGCGCGUUAUCAUUCACGACUUCGAUGAGUUGCUACAAAACGGGAGGGUGAUCUCUGAACAGUCCACUGGAUUCCAAAAGUGGAUAGAAAUGCGGAAAGCGAGCGCGGUUACUCCAACGCUCGAGAGCCUUCUCAACCUUAGCACAAAGUUUCCAGGAGAUUACAUGUUCAAGGGGGACUACGCUUACUGGGGAGUGCAAGAUAUUCGCAUCACCUAUGGACAUGUCAGGGAUACAACGUUUGAGCUGAGCUAUGAGCACACCCACAUCCUGGAGACAGUUUGCAACCAAGUUUUCCAGACCGAGUCUGUCGAUAUAUAUCUUGCAGCACUUAUGUUAUCCUUUGCAAAGACCUUCCAUGAUCGAAGAGUUCCUGUCGUGUGGAAUGAAGAACCAGACAGGGGGGCUUGGAACCCAGAUAUCGACGUCUCUGGGACUGUCGGUUGGUUCACCCUGCUGUGCCCUAUCAGCCUGGCGAUCGAGCCGUCGGCCGAUUUCAUCGACGUACUACGCAGACUGAAGGACAAACGACGGUCAAUCCCGGAGCAUGGAUCACGGUAUUUCGCAUCACGCUUUUAUCAUUACGACAAGGAUGAGAUCAGAAAAUACGAUCAGCCGUUUGAGAUCAUUUUUCGUUACACAGGUUCUCAGCAACUAGAGCCGGAGAACGGGGUUUUGGAAAAGGUCUCAAUUCCUGGUCGCAGAAGUUUGAUCUCUCCUACUGCAGACACCGGUGACAUGGUCGGUCGGAUUGCCUUGUUCGAAAUCAGCUGUGUGGUUGAUCAGGGAAAGGCUUUUAUUCGGUUUUUGUGGGACACGAACUCCCCAGAUAUGCGUGUCGAGAGGUGGAUUGAGAAUUACCAGUCUGUGCUCUACGAGGCCAUCGACAGACUCCGCUUUCACCCUCCGGAGUUGACCCUUACUGAUGUUCCCGACCUGAAUGUCACAUACGAAGGUUUGGCACAGUUUCAUGCCGAACGUCUUGCGGUUCUGAGGCUCCCCAGCGUCCGCGAGAUUGAAGCUAUCUACCCGAUCACUGCAGUCCAGCAAAGCAUCUUGAUCUGCCAGUUGCUCCGUCCUGACUCAUGCUACUUGCACGCCAUCUAUGAGUUUUCAGACCCAACGGGUGAGCCGAUCGAUGAUAGAAGAAUAUGUGAGGCAUGGAAGCAGGUUGUUGCGCGACAUGCUGCUUUGCGGACUGUUUUUACGGAGAGUGUCUGCGAGAGGGCGUUAUGGGAUAUGGUUAUUCUCCGUAAAACACAUCCUGAUAUGAUGUGGUUUGAGGCCGGACCAACCGAAGACCCAAUCGCGAUGCUCAAUGGACAAGCUCCCUUGAAGGUUACCGAGUAUAAACCGCUUCAUCGACUCGCUGUCUGCACAAGCCCGACCAAGACGUUUGUGAAACUGGAUAUUAGCGCCGCUCUUUGUGACUCAAUCAGCCUCAGCCUGCUCUUUCAUGAUCUACAAAGAGCAUAUACCGGGGAACUUCCCAUCAAAGAGCCUGAGCUCUUCACAUACCCACAAUACAUCUACUUCCUCGGGACUGCUCGGUCAGAGCCUAGCCGCGACUAUUGGCGCGAUAACCUCAUGGGGCUAUCCCCUUGCCAUUUCCCCCAUCUCACACUCCAAGGUGAUCAACUUCCUUUUUCGACCAUCUGUGUGAGCCUUGACGUCGGCUUCUCGGAACUCUCCAACUUCGUCGAACUGCAUCACUCCACGAUAGGCUCUCUUUUGCGCCUUGCUUGGGCCAUCAUCCUUCGCAGCUACACUGGUUCUAACCAGACCAUCUUUGGAUUCCAAGCAAGUGGGCGAGAUGACUCUGUUAUAGGCAUGAAACAUGCUGUUGGCUCCUUUGCACAUAUUAUUCCUUGCAACUAUGACCUUGAGCCCUAUGACCCGCUGACCAAGGCUCUCGAGAUGAUUGACCUGCAAUAUGAAGAACGCCAACAGCAUCAGUACUUCUCCCUAGCCGACUUGCAACAUGCCAUUGGCAUGAAGGGUGGGGAGCGUCUCUUCAAUACCUGUCUGAUUGUUGAACAGCCCGUCACCCUAAACAGCAAGUUCACGAAACGCACACGCCUUAUCUCGCUUCAACAGAGUCUUGAUUUUGACGUCGUCGUUAACGUACGCUUCGCUAGUGGGAAGCUCGUCGUUGACAUCGGCCAGCGCAUCAUGUCCCCUGAACAGGCAGUUAACCUUGCACAUACACUUGGCCAAGCAAUUCGCGCCAUCAUAAAAUACCCUAACACUUCCAUCGCUCUUGUUGAUCUCUUCACUAGCAGGGAUCGAGAACAGAUCUCCGCCUGGAGGGAGGAGGGAUCUCACAGAGCUUCGCAACAAACUCUGACCAUGGUGCAUACUCUAAUUGAGAACAAGGCUCGUGCGCAACCUCAGGCGCAGGCAGUUUACUCGUGGGAUGGGGCAUUUACUUAUGAGCAGUUGGAGGAAGAGGCAACGAAAUUGGCACGUUGGUUAAGGCACGAAUGCUAUGUCGAUACACAUACCGUCGUGCCGGUUGUGAUGGACAAGUGCAGGUUGGCCCCAGUAGCCAUGCUGGCUGUUCUGAAAACGGGCGCAACAUUUGUUCCGAUCGAUUCGUUGGAGUUGGGCAUGAUCCAACCCAUCUUCGAGCGACUUAAUACCAACAUCGCCAUUUCAUCAGAGAGGCCGGUUCCUGUACUCACCAACCUGUUUGAGAAAGUUGUUGUUCUUACAGAAAGUUUCAUGAAGGCCCUCCCAUCUGACCUGCCUCCCUUCUCAGCAACAGUCACGUUCUCCGAUCCUGCGUGCAUCUUUUUCUGUGCCUCUUCAUCUAGUGAAGCCCGCGGCAUCACGUUCAGUCACGCUGCGUUGUCGACAGCUCUCCUCGGCCAAGGACCAGCUGCCAAGAUCGGCCCUGAAAGCCGCGUCAUGCAACUCUCGUCCUUCAAUGUCGACAUCUGCAUCACCGAGAUUUUUACUACCCUCGUUCAUGGCGGCUGUGUCUGCAUACCGUCCAAUGCAGAACGCUUGCAAGACUUUGGAGCCGCAGUGAGCCGUCUGAAAGUCAACUGGUCCUAUAUGACUCCUCACCUGUCACGCAAGAUCAUCCCUGCUCAAACCCCAUCGCUCAAGGUGGUAUGUUUCCGCACACGGAAUCUGGACGAGGAUACGUACCUUAUCUGGCACGGACGUGUCAGCGUUAUUUUGGCAUACGGCCCACUGGAAGGUUGUCCUCUGGGUAUUGCAUUCCUGGAGGCGCUUGUUCCCCAGCACCUGAAGUGUAUCGGACGGCCAUUUGCCGGUGACUUCAUCCUUGUCAACCCGGAUGACCAGAAGAAGAACGUACCAGUCGGUGCGGUGGGAGAGUUGAUUCUCAAGGGCCCGACCCUCGGCGUUGCCUAUCCGAAUCGAGAGUCAACUCUUAGCCCAAUGUCUCCCGUUGGCACUUCCAUGGGUAUGGCAGCUAUCCGCUAUUUUCGACCUCGUCAUCUUGCCAGGUACAUUGAGGGCGGUCUGAUGGAAUUCAUUCUGAAGGACCGUGAGGAUGCUGAGGGUAGCAAUAAGUACUUCAACGUGAGUAUCACCGAGGUCGAGCAGCAUGUGCGUCGCUGUCUGAGACAAAUGGCUCUUGACGUUUCUGUCGAGUUGAUCUUGUUCCGGACGCCGAUCAGGACAGAUCCUGAACUGGUUGCGUUCGUCGAACUGGGUGAUGGGAUCGGCCCUGAAGAGACGCUUGGCGCGUUGAGCCUGGCAACCCGCGAACAGCUCGCUAUCAUCAAGCAAAAGGUAUAUGCUGAACUGAAAAAUAUAUUCCCUCGUAAUUUGAUACCUGCGAUCUUUGUUCCGGUUCGACACCUGCCUGUCACGACAUCGUUAAAGAUCAACCACCGCCGGCUGCAGCGUAUGAUAUCGGGAAUGUCGAGAGAAGACCUCUUGAACCUGUCAAGCGUGAUCAGAACGGAUGCUCGGUUCCAGUAUCUCAAACCUUUGCCACUGACGGCAAGUGAGGAACGCAUGAGAAACCUCUGGGCACAAGUUCUCGGACUCGAAGCAGCUUCAAUCUCGGCGACGGAUCGGUUCUUCGCUAUUGGCGGCGAUGAGAUCAUGGCAGUGGAGCUCGUUCUCACCUGUCGCCAGGAAGGGAUCCUCGUGUCAGUUGCGGAUGUGCUGAGCAAUGUUACAUUGACAGAGUUGAGCCGACGUACUAUGGUGACAACGACAACUAUAACAAGCUCCCCAGAUUCGGCAAGAUUACAUGCAUCGCCCGUGCUGUCCACAUCACCUUCAUCUGCCUCUCCCCCCGCCGUCACCAACCCGAACGCGGCGCAAGUUCAAGCUCAUGCCGCUCAAUCACACUCGAAGCAAGACUUUAUCACCUACAUCAUCGCGCCAAGCCUUAGGGUUGAGCCCAGUGCCAUUGCUGAUGUGGCAGAAGCGUCUUCGGCUCAAGUACGGUACAUUGAGACUGGCAUGCUUAGCUCGAGGGUAAACGUGAACUAUCUGGUGUUCAGCUUCACGGGCGCUGUUGACUCCAAGAAGCUCGAGAUUGCAUGCCGGACACUUGUCGAGCUCCAUCCUAUUCUUCGAACUGCAUUCGUCACGUACAAUCGCCGGGUAUGGAUGGCAGUGUUGAAGUCAGCUGAUAUUGAGUUCCAACGUCAUUAUGUCUCUUGGACAACUUCACUGAAUGCCCUGCAGGAGAAGGUCAUUCGUAAGGAUCAGUCUAUUCCGGUCGACUUUCGGACACCAGUGACCAAGUUCAUGUUCCUCGACGGAGGCAAACAGUCGGUAAUGCUUCUGCGAUUGUCAAAGGCCCAAUACGAUGAUCUCUCAAUUGCACUGCUCGUCAAGGACCUUAAGCGGCUAUAUGACGGACAACAGCCACCGCCGCAACGUAAGCAUUCGUACUGUGACUUUGUUAAUGCUGUUCAAUCCGCAAACGUGGGAGGAGCCGCUGAGGCAUACUGGCGUGAGUGGCUCGCGGGCGCCAGUGUCACGCAGGUUGUGCACCACUUGCGCCCAUACAAAAUGGUGACGAACAUCAAGAUGGUUAAGGAGAUCAUUCCAUCUCUAGACUCGUGUCAAGCCUUGGGAUGUCGCGUUGAAACUCUCUUGAAGGCUGCCUGGGCCAUGGUUCUCGCAACGCUGGCUCGGAGCAGUGACGUUGUUUUUGGAGAGGUGAUCGACGGCCGCAACAUGAAGCUCCCCGGAGGUUAUCCCGUCUCGCGCAUCAUGGGCCCGACCGUCAACAUUAUCCCUGUGCGCGUGCAGUUCCCAGAUACACGCUUGACAACGCUCGAGUUGCUUAGCUACAUUGACGCGCAGCGCCAGGCAUGUAUGCCAUUCGAGAACAUGGGCUUCUUGACCAUCGUCGAGAAUUGCACGCCGUGGGUGUACUGGACGCGGUUUAGCUCGAUUGUACACCACCAGGUCGAGGAGAGAGCGAUCAUCCCAUCAGAGCCGAAGACAUUCCACUUAGGGAAUGCUGCUUGCAAGUUCACAGUGCAUGAGUCGAAGGCGCAAGAUUUGCCGGAUUUGUACGUACGGUCGAUUGCGAGGCCGGGCGGCAGGUUUGAGAUCUCCAUCACGUUCUCUCCGGACCGGGCCCAGGGGCUGGAGCAAGUUGCCGGGGAUGCGCUGCGGUUGUUGUGCGAUACGAUCCGAUACCUAUUGCCAGGCGCCAAUAAACACGAACCUCUCAUUCCUCCCGGGUAUUACUAUCGUGAACUGCAACACGGCAAAAUCCCUUUGUCAGCGACCAUACCAUCACGCGGGGAGGGCGAGGAUGUCAUUCCCAACUGGAUGACCCCAGAUCAAGUACAGGCGAUACGGAUGGCUGUCAUGGAGACAUGGGCCGACAUUCUUGAUCCAAUAUCGCUGGGUGUACCGCAGGAGCAGGUAUUAUUGGCCUCGUUCUAUGAUCUCUGGGGCAGCUUGAUCCCAGCAUCGCAGAUGAUGAAGCAACUGAAUCUGGUGGUGCCUGGCCUUACCAUCCCAGGCGUCGAUGCAUCCGACGUGAGCGUGACGAUGGAGGAGAUCAUUGACAAUCCAUCAAUUGAGACGCAGACUCGCCUGAUCGCAUCCAAGUGCAAGCCCAAAGAUGUAAACAAGAGCAAGGACAAAGUGAAGACUACAAAGGAACGAGGCAAUGAUGACAACAAAGAUGCCAAGUCGAAGGAUCUGUCACCACCUCCGGGACCUGGCCAUAAAAAGAAGCCAAGAAUGACAUUACCGAUCCUUCCACAAUCCAUUGGUAGCAGACUCAAGCGAUACGCCAGCGUCAGCCGGACCAAUACCCUCCCGAACACCUCCAGGACUAGCAGCAACACAAAAGAAGAGUCGAACGGAAAUAGCACUACGCAAAGGAAACCUUCUCUCUACCGUCCCCCGCCUGCCCCGACCUCCCCUGUCGCCAUCGGCCUCGCCUCAGCCAUGGUAGCUGACCUUUCCCCGCUCAUGCCCAGAGUCGUCGGCUCAGUGGCGCCCGUUCUCAACAGCGCCCCGCCCCCCCGCCAACCCGGCUCCGCUCCACCACAAAUCCCUGUGUUUGACACAAUCGCAGAGGAGUCAGAAACUGAAGAAGGCUGGAUCAACGUCCUAACCCCUCCGCAUCCCUUGCUCACGCACCAAGCGCAGGGGCUUGGGUCUCAGAUCUCGUUGGGUACCAGCUCGCAGGAUGCACAGACGCCAAGGUCGGUGGCUCCUCCGCUACCCCUGAAGGAGAGGGCGCCGAGUCCGUACCUGUUUAGCGCUCCUGGUUCGGGGGCCGGUCGGGGCUCACCUGCCGAGCGGGGGAGAGCGGGGACACCGGGUGGGGGUUCCGGGUCGGGAGCGGGUGCUAUGAGUGGGGAAAGUGUAGGUUUAGGGCCCACUGGGGGGGCUGAGGAGAAUGUGGGGAGUGGAUCUCUUCGGGGGUGA
Thermochaetoides thermophila DSM 1495 is the source of this 8412-nucleotide messenger RNA. RefSeq lists its product as uncharacterized. Lineage: Eukaryota; Fungi; Ascomycota; Sordariomycetes; Sordariales; Chaetomiaceae. Bases 1 to 8412 code for a protein of 2803 amino acids. Gene Ontology annotation, molecular function: catalytic activity. The record is from RefSeq and is a predicted model, not a curated record. The transcript has 2 exons.